CCUUCGUUUCUCCGGCCACCUUUUCCUCUCACGCUCUCUCUUUAAUCAUAUAAAGGAGUCCAUUUGAAACCUUAACUCUAUAGCUUUUUCCAGUAAAUUAAACCUAAAAAGCUUUAUAUUUUCUACACUACUCAAGCAUGCAGGUAGCACAGAAAUCCGGAAUCGGAAUGGACAGCGGGAUGGCCAUCAACGGCGACGCAGCAGAAGCGGUGAAGCUGGACAGCCCAUACGAGACGGUGAGACAGCUGGCGGCUUGCAACGCGGUUGUGGUGUUCAGCAUGAGCGGGUGUUGCAUGUGCACUGUGGCCAAGCGCCUCCUCUUCGGCCUCGGCGUCGGCCCCGUCAUCAUCGAGCUCGACGAGCACGCCGCCGGACCGGACAUACAGGCCGUCCUCUACGAGCUCUGCCCCGACGGCCAGAAGCCCGUCCCCGCUGUCUUCGUCGGCGGCAAGUUCUUGGGCGGCGUCGAAACCCUCAUGGCAUGCCACAUCAAUGGCUCCCUCGUGCCUCUCCUCAAGGACGCCGGCGCUCUCUGGCUCUGACUUCAUAUUUCCCUGACAUUGAUGACCGGAAUAUGCUUAUCAUGACUCAUCUAACUGUCCUUUUCAUUUUUUUUUUUCUUACUAUAUGCUAUGUUUGUCUUUCG
Molecule: messenger RNA, 646 nt
Organism: Alnus glutinosa
Lineage: Eukaryota; Viridiplantae; Streptophyta; Magnoliopsida; Fagales; Betulaceae
Product: glutaredoxin-C9-like
Exons: 1
Coding region: 138-542 (134 amino acids)
Source: RefSeq, a predicted model, not a curated record